Rodentolepis nana is the source of this 354-nucleotide messenger RNA. The record is from the annotation of a GenBank genome assembly. NCBI's taxonomy places the organism in Eukaryota, Metazoa, Platyhelminthes, Cestoda, Cyclophyllidea, Hymenolepididae.
AUGUGCUUGUUACUUAAGGGACGCAAUGGCCUGGGAAACAUAUUUGUCUGGGCGUCUGGCAAUGGUGGUCGGCGAGGCGAUUCCUGUGCCGCUGAUGGCUACGUCAGUAGUAUAUAUACUUUGGCUGUGAGCAGUGUUACCGAAGAUAAUAAGAAACCCUGGUACCUGGAGAAGUGUGCUGCCGUUCUUGUAUCUACCUACAGCAGCGAGUCGGGAAUUGUUAGUUUCGGCUUUGUGACCACAGAUCUGAACCAUGGAUGCACAAGUCAGCACACUGGCACAUCGGCUAGUGCGCCAUUGGCUGUGGGAAUAAUCGCUCUUAUGCUUGAGGCUAAGUAUGUUGUAUUUUGUUAA